Messenger RNA from Rattus rattus (black rat), 1440 nucleotides. RefSeq names its product B and T lymphocyte associated (gene Btla). The transcript is spliced from 6 exons. The coding region runs from base 81 to 1007 and encodes 308 amino acids. The record is from RefSeq and is a predicted model, not a curated record. Gene Ontology annotation, molecular function: signaling receptor activity. Gene Ontology annotation, cellular component: plasma membrane. Gene Ontology annotation, biological process: immune response-regulating cell surface receptor signaling pathway. Lineage: Eukaryota; Metazoa; Chordata; Mammalia; Rodentia; Muridae.
GACCCAGCUCUGAAGAUCUCCAGGGAGGAAGAGGAAGCCUUCUACUUGAAGAGUUUCCUCUUACCUGACAUUGGCUGGGAAUGAAAACACUGCCUGCCAUGCUUGUGACUCCCCGGUCCUUUAGGGAAUUCUUCAUCCUUCUUCUGGGCCUCUGGAGCAUCCUUUGUAAGGAACCUACUAAGAGGAUCGGUGAAGAAUGCAGAGUGCAACUUAAAAUUAAGAGGAACUCUAGCCGCUCUGCCUGGACAGGAGAGUUAUUUAAAAUUGAAUGUCCUGUGACAUACUGUGUUCACAGACCUAAUGUGACUUGGUGUAAGCACAAUGGAACAAGAUGUGUACCCCUUGAGGUUGGACCCCAGCUGUACACUAGUUGGGUUGAAAAUGACCAGGCUUCAGCUUUUGUUCUCCAUUUUGAACCAAUACAUCUCAGUGAUGACGGGGCGUAUACCUGUUCUGCAAAGUUGAAUUCUGAGGUUAUUAAUAGCCACUCAGUAGUCAUCCAUGUGACAGAAAGGACUGAAAACUGUUCAGAAUACCCUCUAAUAACAGCAUCUGACAUCCCAAAUGCUACCAAUGCCUCAGGACCAUCUACCAUGGAAGAGAGGCCAGGCGGGACCUGGCUGCUUUACGCCUUGCUUCCCUUGGGGAUAUCGCUUCUGCUCCUUGCCUGUGUCUGCCUGCUCUGCUUUCUGAGAAGGAUCCAAGGGAAAGAAAAGAAGCCUUCUGACUUAGCAGGAAGAGAAAGGGAAACUAACUUGGUUGAUAUUCCAGUGAGUUCCAGGAUAAACUCCCAAAUACUGACAUCAGAAACUGGAAUUUAUGACAAUGACCCCUGGUCCAGUAUGCUGGGAGAAUCUGAAUCAACCAUUAGCUCACAAUUGGAGGGAAACAAACAGGGCAUUGUUUAUGCCUCUCUGAAUCAUUGUGUUAUUGGAAGGACCCCAAGACAGGCAAGCAAGAUUCAGGAGGCACCCACAGAAUAUGCAUCCAUUUGUGUGAGAAGUUAAACCGGCCGCUGACCCAGGCAGUGGGCACUGCACGAGUGCACGUCAAUACUUCAGUCUGUCAAAUAACCUUCAACCUGGGAAUUUUCAAUUAAGAUGCCUUGUGCUGGUGCUGUGUCUUAAAGGUCCAUGAAAUAUUUAGUUAAAAUUUCUCCUGAAAACCUGAAGAGUUUUGUACAAGAGCCUUGAACAACAGACUCUCCUUUGGGAAAAUUCAUAUUACAAAUAGCUAAAUAAUAGGAUAGUUAAAAUUGAUCAUGUCGUACCCAAUGUGUGAAUUCAAUAUUUUCUUUGGAACUACCACAGAGACUUACAGGGAAGAAAGAAGAGUGUUAUUUGGAUCUGUUCACUACACAGUCUAGAAAAAGAAUGGUCCAAUUGACUAAUCAUAAAUACAGAAAUGAUUGUAUGUUCUCAGUCUGUCAUAAGGAGACAA